Symbiodinium natans is the source of this 351-nucleotide messenger RNA. The record is from the annotation of a GenBank genome assembly. Lineage: Eukaryota; Dinophyceae; Suessiales; Symbiodiniaceae.
AUGAAACAUGCGGGCAAGCUAGUUUCACAACUUGAGGUCCACAGCAGUUCUGUUCUACGGGUCCGAAUCGAGCCUGGCAUUCCCAAGUUGCUCGUGAAGAUUAAUCCGACAGAUGCUGAAUCUUUCCAUGCCAAGAACCUUGGAGAGGUGAUUCUCCGCAAAGGCGUCACAAGCCGUAGCCAGGUGGCAGUGCUUCACAUGAGCCGGGGAACUGCAACCGGAGAGGUGCUAAUGUCGGUGAAGCUUGCAGAUCUCCUCGAUUUAGAGGCCGGUGUUGUUUGUCAUCGCUGUCAGGUUGUUCAUGUGUUGUUCAGAGUUAGAAUCGUCGCCUUCCCGGGAUGGUCGAUGUGA